AUGGCCUUUACUUGGUCCAAAAUCACUUACAUGAGACUGGACCCUAUUUUCCUAACAAAGGAAACGUUGCGCCUAUACCCUGCUGCUCCACUAUCCGUGAUCCAUGAGGCCAUUGAAGACUGCACAGUAAAUGGGUACCAUGUCUCUGCUGGCACUUGGCUUAUAUUUAAUCUUCAAAAGAUUCAUCGCGAUCAGCAAGUGUGGUCAGACCCUUGUGAAUUUCGACCAGAAAGAUUUUUGACUACCCACAAAGAUGUUGAUGUGAGGGGACAGAACUUUGAACUGAUUCCAUUUGGCAGUGGAAGAAGAAUGUGCCCCGGAGUUUCAUUUGCGCUUCAGAUUUUGCGGCUUACACUGGCUAAUGUGCUGCAUUGGUUCGAGUUUGAAACACCGUCAGAUGAACCAGUUGAUAUGCGUGAGGAAGCAGGAUUGACAAGUCCUAAAGCAACUCCACUUGAAGUUCAUAUAACUCCUCGACUUCCUGCUUUCCUUUACGAGUCCACCAACUAA
This is a messenger RNA of Durio zibethinus, 510 nucleotides long. The record is from RefSeq and is a predicted model, not a curated record. Lineage: Eukaryota; Viridiplantae; Streptophyta; Magnoliopsida; Malvales; Malvaceae.